AUGGAUCAUCAAACGAGACUACACAGACUCGUUGAAACAGAUUGGUACUCUCCUCGAAGACUCCUCAGUAGCCCCACCGAUUUCGAUUUUCCGGGAGAUCGCUUUAUACCCAACAGAAGUUUGAUGAAUCUUGAUCAAGCUCACGCUUUGUUGACCAACAAAACAAUUAAGCGAUGCCAAAAUCCAAAAUUCAAUGAUGCAUAUAGACAGAAUCUGGAGGAUAAUCUGACUUUGGAUUCAGAAGGCAGACCGUUUAAAAUGUUGGUUUUCAGGGGAAGUCCAAAAUCAAGUAGAAAGUCCAACCGUCUUAUUGAUGAGAUGAGAAGGGAAGAUGCCGAGGCACUGCGAAAUAGUACCCAGCUAUAUCAACAUCGAGGCAUGCCCAAGAAAGAAGCUAAGAUCCUGGAUGCACCUAAUCUAAGGAAUGAUUUUUAUCUGAACAUCAUGGAUUGGGGGAAAAACAACAUGCUUGCUAUUGCUUUGGGCUCGGUGCUAUAUCUUUGGAAAUCGGAGAAUGGAGAUGUUCAAAAGUUGUCAGAAUCUCUUGGGGAGGAAAAUUACCCGACAAGUUUGGUCUGGUCUCAGGAUGCUAGAAAUCUGGCUGUUGGAUAUAUGGGCUCCGAAAUUCAGAUCUGGGAUGCCGAGACCUCAAAACUUGUUAGGAACCUCGAAGGUCACCUUAGAAGAGUAACAACUGUGUCAUGGAACCAAUGGAAUGGUCACAUUUUAACAUCAGCAGGCCUAGAUAAAUCCAUUAUCAAUCAUGAUGUUAGAGUGUCAAACAAUGUGACUUCAUGCAUAAUAGCGCACACUGAAGAAGUGUGUGGAGUUAAAUGGUCUACAGAAGGCAAUGUUCUGGCAAGCGGUGGUAAUGAUAAUCUGGUAUACAUAUGGGAGCCUUCCAAAAUGAGUUCGUCCAAAUUCUUGUACCGGUUUAAUGAACAUAGUGCCGCAGUCAAGGCCCUUGCAUGGUGCCCAUACCAAUUUAAUGUACUUGCCUCUGGCGGAGGCACAGCAGAUGGGCGUAUUAAGAUAUGGAAUGUUCAAAAAGGGACAUGCAUCUGCAGUGUAGAUACCAAAGCACAGGAUAUGAAUAUGUCGGACUUCCUUGGUAAGAUGGCCUCCUUUAAGACAGAAUUCAAUCUGCUGUUACCAGCUGCUCUAGGUCCAGAUCUUACAUCUGUUCGAGAUCAAAUCCUUUUUGGAUCUACUGUGCCUUCCCUUGAUGAAGUGUUUGCCAGAUUACUUCGUGUUUCCUCCCCUACUACAGUGCAUUCCCCUGGUGACUCUUCAGUUCUUGUUGAUCACUCUGAUCUUCAUUCUGAGUUCUCUACAGUGCAGGUUCAACCCUCCUUAACUCUUACAGGUAUUGAUUAUGAUGAAUACUUACAGUAUCAGGCCAGUAAGCAGUCUUCUUCAUCCAUUGCCUCUGUCGCUCAAACAGGUAAUUCAGUUGCUUGCCUUACUCAGUCUUCUGCUCUAGGACCCUGGGACCGCAACACGGGACGGAUGAUUGGCACAGGACGUGAGUCACAAGGUCUCUAUCAUCUCCAUAUCCCAUCUACAGCAUGCACUGUCUCCGAGUCUCCGGAUCUCCUUCAUAAUCGUUUGGGCCAUCCUAGUCUUUCCAAACUUNAUCCUUAA
Molecule: messenger RNA, 1644 nt
Organism: Pistacia vera
Lineage: Eukaryota; Viridiplantae; Streptophyta; Magnoliopsida; Sapindales; Anacardiaceae
Product: cell division cycle 20.3, cofactor of APC complex-like
Exons: 10
Coding region: 1-1644 (547 amino acids)
Biological process (GO): positive regulation of anaphase-promoting complex-dependent catabolic process; anaphase-promoting complex-dependent catabolic process; positive regulation of ubiquitin protein ligase activity
Cellular component (GO): anaphase-promoting complex
Molecular function (GO): anaphase-promoting complex binding; protein binding; ubiquitin ligase activator activity
Source: RefSeq, a predicted model, not a curated record